AACAAUUCUCAUUUGUUUUAGGUGAGAUUUGUAAUUCACAUCACAUAGGUGGCAUCACUCUAAACACCCGCAAUAUCCCCAGCAGUUUUCAUUUCAGUAGAAGUGUCGUGUGUGAAAGUGCAACAAAAUCAGCACCAUGGCUACAUGCUUCCGAGUACCCAUAUCCAUGCCAACUUCCAUGCCCGCUUCAUCUACUCGUUUCACUCCAACAAGAUUGAGAACUCUCAGAACCGUUAACGCAAUAUCCAAAUCCAAGAUUCCUUUCAACCCUAACGACCCAUUUCUCUCCAAACUCGCUUCUGUCGCUGAAUCUUCCCCCGAAACACUUUUUAACCCUUCUUCUUCUCCUGAUAAUCUUCCUUUUUUGGAUAUUUUCGAUUCCCCUCAACUAAUGGCCACUCCCGCUCAACUUGAAAGGUCUGCUUCAUACAGCCAACAACGACGACCCAAAAGACCACCUCCUGACUUGCCAUCACUUCUGCUUAACGGUCGAAUUGUUUACAUUGGCAUGCCUUUGGUGCCGGCUGUCACGGAGCUUGUUAUUGCAGAGCUUAUGUUCCUGCAGUGGAUGGCUCCUAAAGAACCAAUAUAUAUUUACAUCAAUUCCACCGGGACUACGCGGGCGGAUGGAGAAACGGUGGCGAUGGAGUCAGAAGGUUUUGCCAUUUAUGAUGCAAUGAUGCAGAUGAAAACUGAGCAGAUAAACACAGUUGCUCUUGGAGCUGCUGUAGGUCAAGCCUGUCUAUUACUUUCAGCAGGGACUAAAGGUAGACGCUAUAUGACGCCACAUGCAAAAGCCAUGAUUCAGCAGCCUCGUGUUCCAUCAUCUGGGUUGAGACCUGCAAGUGAUGUUCUUAUUCAUGCCAAGGAGGUGAUGGUAAACAGGGACACUCUAGUUAAACUAUUGGCCAAACAUACAGAAAAUUCCGAGGAGACAGUUUCCAAUGUGAUGAAGAGGUCAUAUUACAUGGACGCAUUAUUGGCUAAGGAAUUUGGGGUCAUUGACAAAAUUCUUUGGCGCGGUCAGGAGAAGAUUAUGGCAGACGUUCCUUCUCGGGAUGAUCGGGAAAACGGCACUGCUGGUGCUAAAGUUGAAAAUAGAUUUUAGUUUCUCUUUUGGAUACACAUCAUGCGAAUGUUACAGACGUUCUGGGCCCUAAUACCAGUGUUGGAGGUUUCUGUUUAUCUUUUACUUUUUAAACAUUUUUAAAAAUCAAGGGCUCAUAGGAAUUUUCCGCAGCUAUUCACUGAAAAGUGAAAACUGUAGUUAUUAUGAAAGCUGUAGUGCAUAGAAGGCAUGGAUGAUUGAACAAAAAAACAAUGUGCUCGUUCCUCUAUGCGGUCAUAUAGUGUUUGGUUUGUUUAUGAUCAUAUUCUUGUUGUGUUGUCAAUUAUAUUCUUUUCUUAGCAGGAGA
Messenger RNA from Medicago truncatula (barrel medic), 1415 nucleotides. RefSeq names its product ATP-dependent Clp protease proteolytic subunit-related protein 3, chloroplastic. The transcript has 10 exons. The record is from RefSeq and is a predicted model, not a curated record. Gene Ontology annotation, molecular function: ATPase binding; ATP-dependent peptidase activity; serine-type endopeptidase activity. Gene Ontology annotation, cellular component: endopeptidase Clp complex. Gene Ontology annotation, biological process: protein quality control for misfolded or incompletely synthesized proteins. The coding region runs from base 137 to 1108 and encodes 323 amino acids. NCBI's taxonomy places the organism in Eukaryota, Viridiplantae, Streptophyta, Magnoliopsida, Fabales, Fabaceae.